Quercus robur (English oak) is the source of this 3287-nucleotide messenger RNA. RefSeq names its product MDIS1-interacting receptor like kinase 2-like. The record is from RefSeq and is a predicted model, not a curated record. Gene Ontology annotation, biological process: protein phosphorylation. The coding region runs from base 272 to 3175 and encodes 967 amino acids. The transcript is spliced from 2 exons. Gene Ontology annotation, molecular function: protein binding; protein kinase activity; ATP binding. NCBI's taxonomy places the organism in Eukaryota, Viridiplantae, Streptophyta, Magnoliopsida, Fagales, Fagaceae.
UUUGUGGAUGUAUCAUUACUUUGAAAAAUGCAUGUAAAGAUUAGUGAGCUCUUGUUAUAUAAAUAUCAUGUUUUGCAUAACCAUAUAACAUACAAGAAGACACACAAACCAUGGCAAUCACGCUUGACAGAUUAGUUUCCCUUGUUUUACUUGUCCAGUUUGUUCUGUUAUGCUCCUCAUACAACGUAACAUCCGAGUCCACUGAAGAAGCAAAUGCUCUUCUCAAAUGGAAAUCCAGCCUUGAAAAUAAUACACAGCCUCAACUAUCUUCAUGGACCCUCCUUCCUUGAAAUGCUACCAACCCGAAACCAGCACAUCUCCCUGCACUUGGUUUGGUAUUUCUUGCAAUCCUGUUGGAAGUGUCAUCAGGAUAAACCUCACUAGUUCAGGCUUACAAGGUAUGCUCCACGAAUUUCCAUUUUCAUCAUUACCCAAUCUUGCAUAUAUUGAUCUCUUUGACAAUGUACUCUUUGGUACUAUUCCACCUCAAAUUAGUAACCUUUCCAAGCUCAUAUAUCUUGAUUUGUCCUAUAAUAAGUUGUCAGGGUCAGUCCCACCAGAAAUUGGUCACGUAACAAAGCUUGAGUUCUUGCACCUUGUUAAUAAUCAAUUCAACGGUUCAAUUCCUCAAGAAUUAGGUAAGCUUAAGUCUCUUACAAUGCUUGCAUUGUAUAUCAACGCUCUAGAAGGCCCCAUUCCUGCUUCUUUGGGUAAUUUGAGCAAUCUGGCUAUUUUGUAUCUUUUUGACAAUCAAAUUUCUGGUUCUAUUCCUCCUGAACUGGGAAAUCUCUCCAAUUUGGCUGUACUCCAAAUGGAUAUAAACCGUCUAAUAGGUCCCAUCCCAUCAACUUUUGGAAACUUAGUCAAGCUAACUGAGUUGUACAUGUCCGAAAACCAACUUUCUAGUCCCAUUCCUCCAGAAUUAGGAAACUUGAGGUUCUUGUUAAAGUUAAGACUUGGCAUAAACAAUCUUUUUGGUUCAAUCCCAACAUCAUUUGGUGAUCUAAGAAAUCUCUCCCUUCUUGAACUUUAUGAUAAUCGGCUUUCUGGUAGUAUCCCAAAAGAGAUAGGAAACUUAAAGUCUCUUGUUAAUCUAGAGUUGAGUGAGAAUCUAUUAACUGGUUCUGUUCCUGCUUCAAUUGGUAAUUUGAGCAAAUUAGAGACUCUAUUCCUUCGUGACAACCAGUUUUCUGGCACUAUUCCUCAAGAGAUUGAAAAUCUCUUUUUGGAUGUGUUGGAAUUGGACACAAACAACUUCACUGGUUUUCUACCCCAGAAUAUUUGUCGAGGUGGAGUACUUCAAAAUUUUACUGUAAGUAACAACCACCUCAUAGGCUCAAUCUCCAAAGGCUUGAGAAACUGCACAUCCUUACUUAGAGUCCGUUUUGAUGGAAACCAAUUCACUGGAAAUAUAUUUGAAGAUUUUGGUGUUUAUCCACACUUGAAUUUCAUUGACCUAAGCAAGAAUAGCUUCUAUGGUGAAAUUUCACAUAACUGGGGAAGGUGUCAGAAACUAACAACUUUACUUCUAGCGUGGAACAAUGUUACUGGUAGCAUACCACCUGAGAUUGGAAAUUCAACUCAAUUACAUGUACUUGAUCUAUCUAUGAAUCAUUUAGUUGGCGAGAUUCCAAAGGAACUUGGAAAGUUGACUUUUUUGGUGAAACUUAUGCUGAAUGGAAAUGAACUUUCCAGUGGUAUACCGCAAGAACUUGGGUCAUUGACAGACCUUGAGUAUCUUGACAUAUCUUCAAAUAAACAGAGCAAGUCACUUCCUGGAGAUCUAGACGAACUCUUGAGACUGAUCUACUUGAAUUUGAGCUGCAACAAGUUUAGCCAAGAAAUUCCAUUUCAGUUGGGGAAAUUAGUUCAUUUGUCCCAACUAGAUUUGAGUCAUAACUCAUUAAGUGGAGAGAUACCAUGGCAAAUCAGCACCUUGGAGAGUUUGGAGAAGCUUAAUCUCUCUCACAAUAAUCUUUCUGGUUCCAUACCAACAUCAUUUGCAAGAAUGCGUGGCUUGUUGUACAUUGACAUCUCUUAUCAUGAAUUGCAGGGUCCUAUUCCUGAUAGCAAAGCAUUUAAAGAUGCUCCAUUUGAGGCAUUAGAAGGGAACAAAGGCUUGUGUGGUGAUGUUAGAGGACUACAGUCAUGCAAACUCUCCUCCGCUCAUAUCUCAAAAGGAUCCCACAAAGUCGUAAUUUAUAUCAUUUACCCUCUUUUAGGAGCACUUUCACUUCUGCUUGCUUUCUUUGGAAUUUCCUUGAUUUUGAAAAGAAGAAAAAAUGAGUGGCAAACAAAACAAAGAGAUUUGAACAACAAAGAAUUGCUUAUGAUAUCAACCUUUGAUGGAAAAAUAUUGUAUGAAGAAAUCAUAAAAGCAACUAAUGCUUUUGAUGCCAUACAUUGUAUUGGGGAAGGAGGAAAUGGAAGCGUUUACAAAGCAAAGCUUCCAUCAGGUGAUGUUGUAGCUGUGAAGAAGCUUCACUCAUCACCACCUGAUGGUGUGACGACUUAUCCCAAGGAGUUUUUGAAUGAGAUUAGGGCAUUGACAGAGAUAAGACAUCGAAACAUUGUGAAACUUUAUGGUUUUUGUUCACAUCCACGACACUCAUUUCUAAUUUACAAGGACCUUGAAAAGCGUAGCUUAGCUGAAAUCUUGAGCAAAGAAGAAGAAGCCAAAGGAUUGGAUUGGAGUAAGAGGUUGAAUAUCAUUAAAAGAGUGUCUCAUGCCUUGUGUUACAUGCACCAUGACAUCUCCCUGCCAAUUAUUCAUCGAGACAUAUCAAGCAAUAACAUUUUGCUUGAUGGUGAAUAUGAGGCUCAUAUUUCAGACUUUGGCACUGCGAAGCUUCUAAAGCCAGAUUCAUCUAAUUGGACUGCCCUUGCAGGAACAUACGGAUAUAUAGCACCAGAGCUUGCUUACACAAUGGAGAUGACUGAGAAAUGUGAUGUGUACAGCUUUGGAGUGUUAACACUAGAAGUGAUCAAAGGAGAGCAUCCGGGUGAUUUCAUUUCUCGUCUAUUGUCUCCAUCAGCUAUGGAAGAAGUAGAGCUGAAAGAUGUAUUGGACCAGCGCCUUCCACCUCCCUCGAGUCAUUUGGAGGAUGAAUUGAUAAACAUCCUAAAGUUUGCAAGUGAUUUCUCAGAGAUUAUAAACCCAGAGUGCCUCCUAUAAGGCAUUGAACCUUCAGUCACGCUAGGAUUAGUAAAUAACAUGUAAAGGCCCAAAAUGCUGAGCCCUACACAGUUGCCCUUACUAAAUAAGUAAAUACAUGCUUUCUAGAUCA